CUCCUUUCUUCUUCCCCCUGCAGCCUCACGAUGUGGACCUUCAUGCUCCUGGGCCUUCUCUGUGCCUCGGCCUCUGCCAGUGCCAUCCAGGCCAGGUCCUCCUCCUACAGUGGCGAGUAUGGAAGGGGAAGAGGGGAGCCAUUCUCCCACUCCGGCCUCCAGCUGGAAGGCCCCAUCACAGCCAUCCGUGUCCGGGUUGACAGCUUCAAUAUCGCGGGUCUCCAGGUGCGCUAUGGCCAGGUGUGGAGCGACUACGUGGGUGGCAAGCUGGGAGACCUGGAGGAGAUCUUUCUGCACCCAGGGGAGUCAGUGAUCGCGGUGUCUGGGUCAUACAGCAACUACCUGAAGACGCUGAACUUUGUGACUGACGAGGGUCGCUUCCUUUCCUUUGGGAAAGACACAGGCAUAAUGUUGUAUGCUGUCCCCUUGGACCCAAACACCGUGCUCUGAUUCAUCAAUGGCCCAGCUGGCUUAUUCGUCACCGCCAUUGGCCUGCACUGGGACAACUACCCCAGAAACUACCUCAGCGACUGCUGAGCCCGCCUCCUCCGUGGCAGGGCCCCGUGGUGGGGUGUGACAACUCCCUGAUCACCAUUCCCAUACAAAUGGCUCAAUAAAAGGACAUGGCUAAA
Molecule: messenger RNA, 632 nt
Organism: Oryctolagus cuniculus (rabbit)
Lineage: Eukaryota; Metazoa; Chordata; Mammalia; Lagomorpha; Leporidae
Source: RefSeq, a predicted model, not a curated record